GUAAAUCAUUUAUUACACAAAAGAACGCGUAGUAUCGCAAUAAGUAUCUUCUAAUUUAGUUAGUUAUGUAUUAAAAUUAUCUUUAGUCAAUAUGGCAUUCUUAUGUCCAGUGAGAAUAAGACGGGGGAAGAAAAAGAAAUCAAGCAGUGGAGACUCAGACAAGGAUUUGUCCAGACCAGGCUCAGGGCUCAGCCCUGGCAUGGGCCGGAUCACUGGAUCAGCAAGUAUAGAGACCUUAGUGAGAGUUGGUAUAGAGAAGGAACAUGGUCUAAGUCCAGAUUCCAAAAUGGUGGUGCUGCAUGAUUUCGCACCCUGCGUCGAUGAUGAGUUAGAGGUAAAACGCGGUCAAAUUGUAAAUGUAUUAUAUCGAGAAAAUGAUUGGGUGUAUGUGAUAGUGGCAGAGUCACGGAGGGAGGGCUUCAUACCUCACUCGUACUGUGCCCCCUGCGAGCACCAUGACUUGAAGAAGAAACUACCGAGGAGCAGGUCACCAGCUGAUAUACAACACAGAGAUGUUUCACAAUUAUCAGUCUCAGACGGUGCAACAAACGAUGGGCACUCGGAGCUGGGCAGCGAGGGUGAAGCAUGUCCGUUCAGCAAAGAUCCCUCGGGCAGAUAUGUGGUGCUCUACACUUUCACUGCCCGGGACGAGAAUGAUGUUGAUGUUGAGAGAGGGGAGUUUGUUACAGUUUUGAACAGAGAAGACCCAGACUGGUACUGGAUUGUGCGAAGUGAUGGACAGGAAGGUUUUAUUCCUUCUGGAUUUGUGUAUCCUGCUGUGGUACAAGCGAACCAGCAAGACAACCCGCAGCCGCCACCCCCACAGCACUCCCCACCGGCCAACCCCAACAGUACCGUGAUGUCCGCCGGCACCAACAACACGCACAACGACGGCCGCUACCACGGCACGGAGCUAGUCAUGCUGUACGAUUAUAAGGCGCAGGCGCCGGACGACCUGUCGGUGAAGCGCGGCGAGUGGGUGUACGCCGACCUGACGCAGCAGACGGUGGAGGGCUGGCUGUGGGCGCACGCGCCCAAGUCGCGCCGCUCCGGCUUCAUCCCCACCGCCUACGCGCGCGCGCCGCACACCACCACGCUCUGACCUGCACCACACCACACCACACCGCCCAGUGCCUACAGACUGUAUAUGGUCGCAUAUAACUUAUAAAGCGAAUGCCUCAAACGAGGCACGCUACACAACAGGGUGCUCCAUGCAGCAAUUGCUUGGUGGAAACGCAGCCUUACUGUCUGCGCCGGUUUUGUGAAAAGGAUUUUGUUUUCCUAAAACAACAUACAUAGAAUUGAUAAAAAUUUGAAGCAGUCUGUAAAGAUUCUACUUGCGACUAAACCACAAAGCGUUAUUGGCCAUUAAAAACCUUAAUCUAAUAGCAUCAACAUUCCUGUAAAUUUUUGAUGGGACCAUAAGUUAAUAACUCUUAUAAUUUUUAUAUAAGUAUGUAAUGCAGUGCCUCCCACUUAACCUUUUAUACUAUAUAGCCAUGUGUCCAUGUAAAAUAUAUACAUACCUAAAUCGUCUUCCAAUAUAUUUUCAAAUUCGACGUGAACAUUAUUUUUAGCUAGUGUAAAAUAUCCGUCCAAAAUUGACUGAAUCUCAUAUUACGCUUCAUAUUUUAACUUUUUUUUAACAUAAUUGUAAGGGUUUAUGUAAUAUCAUUUUGAAAUAAAACAAUUAGAUAUGUAA
This is a messenger RNA of Cydia splendana, 1702 nucleotides long. RefSeq names its product SH3 domain-containing protein Dlish (gene Dlish). The record is from RefSeq and is a predicted model, not a curated record. NCBI's taxonomy places the organism in Eukaryota, Metazoa, Arthropoda, Insecta, Lepidoptera, Tortricidae. The transcript has 7 exons. Bases 92 to 1102 code for a protein of 336 amino acids. Gene Ontology annotation, molecular function: protein binding.